AAAUUCUCAUCAAAUUAAUUUCACAGUGGGGGCUGAAGCAAAGUGGUCUUGUCUUCAACUUUGAUGAGAGAAUCAUCAUUUCUACUGGUUUGAAAGAUUCAGAACCGUUUUUUUUUUUGGUUUUAAACUUUUAAUUGACUUAAUAAUACUAGAAUUAAUUUCUCCAAAUAUUAAAUUCUCAACAAACUAAUCUCACAGUGGGGGCUGACGCUAAAAUUGAACGUAGGAAUGGGCCUCAUACUACAACAUGGGCCUUACACAGAUAGCGCGUGAGUGUUGACUCCUCAAGUUUGACAUGCGCGCGCACAUAAACUAAAACUUGGAUGACGUUUUAUUUCAGUUACACUCUUUUUUCUAUUAAUUAAUUUAGUUCCAUUAAUAAAAGUGUAUACUAAGCAUACAUUAGCAUGAUCGCUAUUUUUAGAAAACGGAUUUUAAUUGUAUAUAAAUUGCAAUAAUCAUGUGUUUUCACAUGCUUAAUAUAUAGAUAAAUCCUGAGUUUCAUCAACUAUCAUAAUAUUUUCAAAAUACACAUUUCUUAUAUAUUAACCUGAUAAAAUUUAAAGAAAACAUAUUUUAAGUCUGAUUACACCAUAAAACCAACUUGUUGCAUGCAAUAAAGUUUGUUCCAUUCCUAUACAAUUCAAUUUUCACGAGAUAAAAUUUCCCUCUUUCAUUAUCUUUUUUUCUUUUUCUUUUUGUUAAAUCAGAGUUUGGUUUUCGUAAGGGGGCAUGCAUGUAGUUGUAGGAUGGUAUCAUGAUAAGAUCUAGUGAAAUAAUUGCUUAUGUUCCCUUGCCUUCAAGAAUUACUCUUACAUGGUGGAGGCCCAUAUCAGUAUUCAACUCCCAACUUCAAUAAUUUUGUUGGGCAUAUAAAUGCUUAUAAUAUUUACAUAUGAUAUUAUGUAUGUAUGUAUACGUGACGUAUUCGACCAUUCGUGAUUAGUAUAUUAUUAAUAAACGAAAUAGCAAGUGAAUGAACCGUGACCAAGAAAACUAAAAUAUCAAGUGUCUCGGGUUUAGUCAAGAUUAUCAGUUAGUUUAGUUUUCUGGUUCGAUUGGCAUUACAUUCAAACAGUAUUGUACAAACGUUUCUCAAUCAGUGAAACAUAAAGUCUAUUUAGUUAAACCUCCUAAUGUAGAAGCUGAAGUUUAAAAACAUAUCGAAAUGCGUACAAUGUUCAGCUCUUUCAGUCACAAGAUGGACUAUUAUGCAUCCGUAUUAACAACCAAAAAGAAAAAAUGAAUGUGCAAAGAUUCUCCUCUAACUUGAUGAGAUCAGCACUACUCAUGCAUAUAUUCGCUCUCAAAACUUCAUGUGCAGGCAGCCCGUAUAGAUUUUAGUUAAAUUAACAGUUCAGGAAAUAGACAAGAUCUGAACGCAUGCUACCAAUAAGGUGCAGACUCGUUAGUAAUCUUUAUAAGACAGUCCAUGUGAUCAACUCUGAAUUAAAAAACAGAAGAUUAUUAUCAGCAUUUCCAAUAUGAAAGACAAACAUUAAAACAAUUUAUAUCAAACGAAGACUAGAAGGCAGAAGAAACAAAGGAAUUUAUGGUCUUUGUCAAAGAAAAAACAAAGGAAUUUAUGGAAUUAAACACGAGAGGUAGUGUUAAAUUCAUUAAAAACUUACGUAAAUCCACUCAAGUAAAUCGAAUAACACACUCGAGUUCAAAACACAAAUGUUUUUGUUUUUUUUUUAUAUUUACCUAAUGAAAUAGUCUAAUAGUUAUUUAAUACAAUCUAAUAGUUAUUUAAUACUUAUUCUCUCAUUUAUUCGGAAGUAACAUAAUUAAACGACUUUUUCAAAAAAAACAUAAUUAAACGACCAUAUCUUAAUAUAAUGUGUAUAUAUUGGUAGAAUAUAUAUAUAUAUAUAUAUAUAGGUUGGUAAUGUUUCCAACAAACCCUAAGUACAACUUUUAACAGCAAGGAGUUUCUUUGAUUAAGAGGGACACAAAACAUUUUUGUGCGUCUCAAGACUGUUUUCACCUUUCUUUUAACUUCGUCGGAAAGGGUUUAGUUACUUUUUGUCACACAUUUUCUUAUUUUCUUAUUUUUAAAGUUUGAUAUUAGUAGCUGACUCGUACUAAUUGUUUAGGGUGUUUUAAAAAUUUCACAUAUAUUAAUCUCAGGCUUAAUAUACACGUAUCUUUCUAACUUCUUUUGAUGAAUAAUUCAUUAUAUUAAACAAUCAUAUAUCUGUCUAGUAUCUGUAAAAAACGUCUUUGUGAAUGUAUGGAACAAAAAAUCUAGACUGAGUAUAUUUUUUGAAGGAAAAAAUUAGUAAUAUAAACAUCUGAAGAGAAAAUUGUGCUCAAAUUAUUUUACCAAAAAAAAAAUAUUGUGCUCAAAUUCGACUGAAAGAAUAGAAGUACUCCAAAAAUAUUUACAUUUUCUUAAGUGAUAUCAUAUUCUUAAAUUCAUCUUUUGAAGCUAGCUAGGCUAGUUUUACCAAUAAGAAAUCAAAUGCCGAAGCAAUGAUAUAGAAUUUUAAAAUUGUUUCCCAAGGAAAAUGAUUAUUUUCCAAUUCAUAACAAUAAUUCUCUUUUGCUUUUAAAAGGACAAAAAUGAAACUAAAUAAAUACUCCUACUUCUUUCUAAAGGAUCUUGUUCAAUAAAUAUUCAUAUCGUUGGUGGAUCGGUCAGAGUUCAUUAUAUAUAAGUAAAUGUGAAAUAAUUACGUAACCAAUAAAAAGUAGACAAAAUAGAAAAAGACGUAUAGAGUAGUAGUAGUGAGAAAGUCUUAGUUUAACCCCAAAGAAGAGAAUCAUAAUUUCAACUAUAAAAACAACAUCCCGCGAGAGACUACCCAACAAAACCAAAUAAACAAGCCAUAUUAAAUCCCUAUUUUCUUCAAAAACUCUCUAAGCGAAGGAAAGAUUAACAAGAAUGGUUUCGGUCACUUCAUCAGAAGCAUCAAGGAGCCGAUCAAAGAAGGUGUGUGUGAUCGGAGCUGGACCAUCUGGCCUAGUCUCAGCGAGGGAGCUAAGAAAAGAAGGACACAAAGUGGUGGUGAUGGAGCAAAACGACGACGUAGGAGGGCAAUGGUUGUAUCAACCAAACGUAGAAGAAGAAGAUCCUUUAGGAAGAAGUAGUGUUCCUACUAAUGAUGCACUUAAGGUCCAUAGCAGCAUUUACUCUUCCUUGAGGCUAACCUCACCGAGAGAGAUAAUGGGUUAUUCAGAUUUUCCAUUUUUGGCGAAGAAAGGGAGAGAUAUGAGGAGGUUUCCAGGGCAUAAGGAGCUUUGGUUGUAUCUAAAGGACUUCAGUGAAGCUUUUGGGAUAAGAGAGAUGAUUAGGUUCAAUGUUAGGGUUGAGUUUGUAGGAGAAGAAGAAAAAACGGAAGAUGUGAGGAGAUGGAUUGUGAGGAGUAGAGAGAAACUAAGCGGUAAGGUCAUUGAAGAGAUCUUUGAUGCUGUUGUUGUUGCUACUGGUCAUUAUUCUCACCCUAGACUGCCCUCUAUAAAAGGAAUGGACUCUUGGAAAAGGAAGCAAGUUCAUAGCCAUGUUUACCGAGUGCCUGAUCCAUUUCGUAAUGAGGUUGUGGUGGUAGUUGGGAACUCAAUGAGUGGACAAGACAUAUCAAUGGAGCUUGUGGAAGUGGCAAAGGAAGUUCAUUUAAGUGCCAAGUCACUUGACAUAUCUUCUGGACUCUCCAAAGUCAUUUCCAAACACCAAAACCUUCUUCUUCACCCACAGAUUGAAUCUUUAGAAGAUGAUGGGAGAGUCAUUUUUGUGGAUGGAACUUGGGUCGUUGCUGAUACAAUUUUAUAUUGCACCGGGUACUCGUAUAAGUUUCCAUUUCUUGAGAGUAAAGGAAGAGUAGAAGUGGAUGAUGAUAGAGUGGGCCCACUCUUCGAACAUACUUUCCCUCCUUGUCUCUCCCCUUCUCUCUCCUUUGUCGGAAUUCCCAGAAAGUUAAUAGGAUUCCCAUUCUUUGAAGCACAAGCAAAGUGGAUAGCACAAGUGUUGUCUGGAAAGUCAUCUCUUCCUUCUCCCGACCAGAUGUUGCAAUCUGUAGCCGACUUUUACCGGUCUAGAGAUCUCGCCGGUGUCCCUAAACACAACACUCACGACAUUGCUGAUUUCACGUAUUGCGACAAGUAUGCGGAUUAUGUUGGGUUUCCGCAUUUGGAAGAAUGGAGAAAGCAACUUUGUUUGUCAGCUCUCACCAAUUCACAAGAAAAUCUUGAGACGUAUCGUGAUUCUUGGGAUGAUCAUGAACUCUUACAAGAAGCUCUCCAAAGCUCUCAUUUUACAAAUUUCGACUGUUGAAACUCUUCUCUUGUUAUGUGUUUUCUUCCUCUUGUUCUGUUAUGAAGAAAUAAUCUCUCUUUCUUUCUUUCUUUUUAUCUACUCUACUCUGUUCUGUUUAUGUUCUUGGUUGAUAUUUAUAUCCAUACAUUUAUACA
Messenger RNA from Brassica rapa (field mustard), 4413 nucleotides. Its product is annotated as flavin-containing monooxygenase FMO GS-OX-like 9. Gene Ontology annotation, molecular function: flavin adenine dinucleotide binding; NADP binding; N,N-dimethylaniline monooxygenase activity. The record is from RefSeq and is a predicted model, not a curated record. NCBI's taxonomy places the organism in Eukaryota, Viridiplantae, Streptophyta, Magnoliopsida, Brassicales, Brassicaceae.